Molecule: messenger RNA, 3126 nt
Organism: Electrophorus electricus (electric eel)
Lineage: Eukaryota; Metazoa; Chordata; Actinopteri; Gymnotiformes; Gymnotidae
Source: RefSeq, a predicted model, not a curated record
GACACACAUACACACACACAGAGGGGGUUGUAAAGCAAGAAAAAAGUGAACAAAACAGAAGCGAAGAAAGCUAGAGUAGCUAGUCACAGUAUCUAGAAGAAAAGAGUAAGAGAGUGUUAAGGUUGGGCCUGAGACAAUUUUCUUCCAUAGGACACUUGAGCAGAGUCGUUUGAAGGACACCAGAGUCACACUGAGGUCCACAGCUACCUUCUCCACAGGGAGUUCCUGAGUGAAGCCUGGACCAGAUUACUUUCUCUAUUUCACUACACCUGCAAAUCGUCAAGCUACUUUAAGAAAAGGUUGGCUUACCUAUAAAGUUUAAACCGAUCGUUCACGUUCAUUCCUUUGGCACGCCGCUCUUUCAGCGUCUGCAAUGGCAGAGGCGCACCAGGCGGUGGGCUUCCAGUUCACCGUCACACCGGACGGUAUCAACUUUCAUCUAAGCCGUGAGGUGCUCAAACAUAUAUACCUAUCCGGAGUAACAUCAUGGAGAAAACGCGCCAUUCAAUUUAAAAAUGGCAUCCUAACAGGAGUCUAUCCCGCUAGUCCCUCCAGCUGGUUGUUUGUGGUUAUUGCGAUAAUGAGCUCCAUUUAUGCAAGGCUAGACCCGUCCCUGGGUAUGAUUGACAGCAUCAGGAAAAUGUUACCUGUGAGCGAUUACCUCACUUCUCAGUCUCAGACGGUGCUGAGUGCUAUCCUGUUUGCCACAGGCCUGUGGUGGUCCCUGAUUCUGCUGCUGCGCUUCACUCUUAAAGUUCUGCUCUCCUACCAUGGCUGGAUCUUCGAGCCCCAUGGCAAAAUGAGCUCCUCCACCAGGCUCUGGAUGAGUCUGGUGAAGAUGUUUUCAGGUCGUCGGCCUUUGCUCUACAGUUUCCAGGCCUCUUUACCUAGAUUGCCUGUGCCAAGCAUUGAUGACACCAUCUGCAGGUAUCUUGAGUCAGUGCGCCCCCUACUGGAUUAUGACCAAUAUAAAAAUAUGGAAAUUGUAGCCAAUGAGUUCAAAAAGGACCAAGCCCCCAGGUUGCAAAAAUAUCUUUGGCUGAAAUCCUGGUGGGCCAGUAACUAUGUGAGUGACUGGUGGGAGGAGUACAUCUACCUGAGGGGGCGGAGCCCCAUCAUGGUCAACAGCAACUUCUACACUAUGGAUCUGCUGUACAUGAUCCCCACCCACAGACAGGCAGCACGGGCAGGUAACGUUGUCCACGCCCUCCUGCAGUACCGUCGUAAGCUAGAGCGAGGAGAACACAUCCCGAUGAGAGCUCUGGGGGUUGUGCCCAUGUGCUCUUCUCAGUAUGAGAGAAUGUUCAACACCGCACGAAUUCCUGGCAUUGAAACAGACUGUGUCCAGCACAUGAGGAAUAGGAAGCACUUGGUUGUGUACCACCGAGGGCGUUUCUUCAAGCUGUGGCUGUACUACGGGGGACGGCACCUCUUGCCUUCAGAGCUGGAGCAGCAGUUCCAGUGCAUUCUCAGCGAUACCUCAGAGCCCCAACCUGGAGAACUCAAACUAGCCUCGCUCACAGCUGGAAACAGAGUUCCCUGGGCUAAAGCACGGCAAAAGUACUUCAGUGAGGGAGUGAACAAGACAUCUCUAGAUGCCAUAGAAACAGCUGCCUUUUUCCUCACCCUGGAUGAUGAGGCUCAUGGAUAUGACCCUGACAGGGCAGAGUCUAUGGACCUCUAUGCCAAGUCUCUUCUGCACGGAAAGUGUUUCGACAGGUGGUUUGAUAAAUCCUUCACUCUGGUUGUCUACAAGAACGGUAAAAUAGGGGUGAAUGCUGAGCAUUCUUGGGCUGAUGCCCCCAUCAUUGGACAUAUGUGGGAGGACAUUUUAGCUACAGAUUACUUCCGCUUGGGUUACACUGAGGAGGGACAUUGUAAAGGUGACAUCAACAAAGGCCUGGCUCCGCCCAGCAGGCUGCAGUGGGACAUUCCAAAAGCGUGCCAGGAGGUUAUCGAGCAUUCCUACCUGAUAGCAAAAGAUCUGGCUGAUGAUGUGGACUUCCAUGGCUGUGUGUUUGAGGAAUUUGGGAAAGGGCUGAUCAAGAAGUGCAGAACAAGCCCUGAUGCUUUUAUUCAGUUAGCACUACAGCUUGCUCACUACAGGGACAAAGGUGAGUUUUGCCUGACAUAUGAAGCCUCAAUGACCCGCAUGUUCCGGGAGGGGCGGACAGAGACAGUACGCUCCUGCACCAUUGAGUCUACAGCCUUCGUCCAAGCCAUGGAGGACACGGCCUACACGAGCGAGCAGCGGCUGGCACUAUUCCGGAAGGCAGCGGAGAAACACCAGAACAUGUACCGUCUGGCCAUGACUGGCGCUGGCAUCGACCGCCAUCUCUUCUGCCUCUACAUUGUCUCUAAACUCCUGGACAUAGAAUCCCCCUUCCUCAAUCAAGUUCUUUCGGAGCCCUGGCGUCUCUCCACCAGUCAGACCCCACAGCAGCAGCUCAACCUGGUUGACAUUCAGAAAUUCCCCAAAUAUGUGGGAGCAGGAGGAGGCUUUGGCCCGGUUGCAGAUGAUGGCUAUGGUGUUUCUUAUAUUAUUGUUGGGGAGAAUCUCAUCACAUUCCACGUCUCCAGCAAGUAUUCGUGCCUGGAAAACGGACUCCCAUCGCUUUGGCCAGAACAUCAGGCAGGCCAUGCUGGACAUUAGAGAACUGUUCAGCCUGAAGGAGAAGGCCCUGUAACUCACACUGGCUAAGUAACUUACCCUGUAACCCUGUAACUGACACUGGCAUCACAAGACACUCACUCACAGACACAGAUGCUCCAGAAUGUUCCAUUCCCAUAUCAUAACUGAGCAUGAAAAAGAGAAUCUGUCUAAACAAACUGCACAGUUGUUAUAGACAUUUUAAAAAUAAUCUAUUUAAACUAUUUAAAAAAAAAAAUUCUGUUCAUUCAAGCAAAUAAGAUAGAUUAUUUUGAUGAAAAUAUCAAAGGCAGUACGCUUUCAUCCAAUUAGAUGCCUUUUUCUGUAAAUAAUAUAAUAUACUGGUAUAGUAGCAUUUGUACACUAGAAUUGUACUAAAUAUCAGUUAUAUAAGCAUGACUAUUUAAUGUCUGCAAAUUGGACAGGUGUCAAGAUAGUGUAUUGAAACUUAUUCCAUUAAAUUAUUUAUCUAUUUA